AUGACCGACUAUCGCUCUGCCAACGGCUGGGGCCAGCAAUCCGCCAACUACUCCCCCAUUGAUUCCUCCUUCCAAUGGGACUACAACAACGUCCAGUCGCCCAAGAACAUGGUCAGCCACUACAAUGAUCUGUUGCAGAGAGCUGCCGACUUCUACGCCACUCUCGAUAACUCGUUCGACAGCAUGUCGUCGUCCGGGUCAGACAGCUCGUACAGAUCAACGCCGGAGCGCCGAGUGUCCCCGACGAGCAACAGCAGUGUCGUUGCUCAAGUCAAGAGCUCCAUUCCCGACAAGAUCGAGAGGAGACGAGAGCAAAACCGCUCCUCGCAGCGAGCAUACAGAGAGCGUAAAGAGCGCCAUCAGAAGGAGCUCGAAGAGCAGAUUACCCAGUGGCAGCAGAAGCACCAGCUGCUCUCCCGAUCCUACUCGCAGCAAACCGAGGAAGUUGCCCGUCUCAAGGCACAGAUCGAGCAACUCAACGGUGAAAUCACCCAGCUCCAGUCCGGCCUGCCCAGCCUCUGUGGCUCAUUAUGCCAGUCACCCCAAGAAUUCGACUUGGUGCCGUUCUUCAACGCGGACGCACUCAGCCCGCAGAGCACUCCUCGGCUAUCACAUUCGUUUCCCAGCCGGCGCAACUCGUAG
Molecule: messenger RNA, 642 nt
Organism: Fonsecaea erecta
Lineage: Eukaryota; Fungi; Ascomycota; Eurotiomycetes; Chaetothyriales; Herpotrichiellaceae
Exons: 2
Coding region: 1-642 (213 amino acids)
Cellular component (GO): RNA polymerase II transcription regulator complex
Molecular function (GO): DNA-binding transcription activator activity, RNA polymerase II-specific; transcription cis-regulatory region binding
Source: RefSeq, a predicted model, not a curated record